UAAGAAGAAAAACAGUCUCAAAAUGGGUUAAUUCCUGACUUUACUUUCGCUUUUGGCUAUUUUCCAGUCAACUUGGAUUGACUUACGUUCUUCCUCCUGUCCGGUCCAAAAUCUGGCAGUAAAAUAUUAAACAAGUUAGCGAAGAUGUUACAGAAACUAACUAAAAGCAAGAACUCGUGACUUUGCCAAUUUGUCAUCCCAUGAAAGACACGAAUAAGAUUUACAAAUCUAUUUGUUUUCUCGGCGACCCAUAACGUCGCUUUUCCUUGCAGUUUCAACAAGCUCAGAUUCAAGGAAAGAAAGUUGAUGUAUUAAAGCUCAUCUUUUGUCAUUUGGGUCAUGUUUGUUUAGGGUUUUGUUUUGUGGGUUUUGAAGAUCAGAUUUAAAGUUGCUGCUUUUUCUUCUGCUUCUUAUUGGCAAUGGAAUUGAAGAAGGAAAAGCUUGUCAGGUUUUAUUCUGAUGGGAAACGGCAGAAAGAAACUCCAUGGGGAAAGAAUGACCCGUCACUCCUUGAAAAGUCAUCUUCUGGGUACAAGAUUUCAUUUUCUUCAGUGCUGAAACCGGAGAAUGGGAUAGUGGGAGGAAGAAAUAGACUUCCUGAAAUAGGAAAAAUUGGAAGGACGAAGGCUUUUCCACAGGCCAAUGCACCAUGGUACAAGAGAAUUCUUGAUCCUGGCAGUGAGAUUGUGUUACAAUGGAACUGGGUUUUCAUUAUUUCCUGCUUGGUGGCACUUUUCAUUGACCCAUUGUAUUUUUAUUUGCCUGCUGUUGGAGGGCCUGCAACCAAUUCGUGUGUAAAGACAGAUACAAGCUUGAGAAUUGUUGUUACAUGUUUUCGGACUAUUGCUGAUAUUUUCUACUUGUUGCACAUAAUUAUAAAGUUCAGAACAGGUUAUGUUGCACCAAACUCUACAACUCGAGUGUUUGGAAGGGGUGAACUUGUAAUGGACCCUAAGAAGAUUGCACAGAGGUAUCUUAGAUCUGACUUCUUUGUAGAUCUCAUUGCAACACUGCCUCUUCCUCAGAUAGUUAUCUGGUUUAUCAUUCCGGCAACAAGAAGUGCUCGAACUGACCAUAACAACAAUGCCCUUGCACUAAUUGUUCUGCUUCAGUACAUUCCCAGAUUAUAUUUGAUUUUUCCAUUAAGUUCUCAAAUUAUUAAAGCAACUGGAGUGGUUACGAAGACUGCCUGGGCGGGUGCUGCCUACAAUCUUCUCCUAUACAUGUUAGCUAGCCAUGUCGUAGGGGCAGCAUGGUAUCUGCUCUCUGUUGACAGGUAUACGUCAUGCUGGAAGAAAAUUUGCAAAACAGAAUUUGCUCCUGUCAGAUGCAGUCUAUACUAUUUAGAUUGUGACACUUUUGGCAGUGACGAUCGCAAGAUGUGGGCGGAUGUUACAGAUGUGUUCAAGAGCUGUGAUCCAAGAAGUGACAUAAAUUUCCAAUAUGGCAUAUUUGAAAGUGCAGUAAAAAAAAAUGUUGUCUCUUCGGGCUUUCUCGAGAAGUAUUUCUAUUGCUUAUGGUGGGGCUUACAGCAACUUAGUUCCUAUGGCCAGAAUUUGUCAACAACAACAUUCAUUGGGGAGACACUAUUUGCUAUACUUAUUGCUAUCUUGGGCCUUGUUCUAUUUGCCCACUUGAUUGGCAACAUGCAGACAUACCUGCAAUCCCUCACAGUGAGACUUGAGGAAUGGAGACUUAAGCGAAGGGACACUGAGGAGUGGAUGAGGCAUCGCCAACUCCCUGAAGAUUUAAAACAUCGUGUUCGACGUUUUGUUCAGUAUAAAUGGCUUGCAACACGGGGAGUUAAUGAAGAAGCCAUCUUGCGUGGCUUACCUGCUGAUCUUAGUCAUGAUAUCCAACGUCACUUAUGCUUGGACCUUGUUCGACGUGUCCCCUUUUUCGCCCAAAUGGAUGAUCAGCUGCUUGAUGCAAUAUGUGAGCGUCUUGUAUCGUCCUUGAGCACUGAAGGUACCUAUCUAGUUCGUGAGGGUGACCCUGUGACAGAGAUGCUCUUCAUUAUUAGAGGUAGAUUAGAGAGUUCAACAACUAAUGGUGGUCGAACUGGUUUCUUCAACUCAAUUGUGCUGAGACCUGGAGAUUUUUGUGGAGAGGAACUACUGGCAUGGGCUUUGCUACCAAAAUCCACCAUGAACUUGCCCUCUUCUACUAGAACAGUCAGAGCUUUAGUUGAGGUUGAAGCUUUUGCACUACGUGCUGAAGAUCUUAAAUUUGUGGCUAACCAAUUUAAACGGCUCCAUAGCAAGAAACUACAGCACACCUUCCGGUUUUACUCCCACCAUUGGAGGACAUGGGCAGCUUGCUUCAUACAGGCUGCUUGGCGUCGGUACAAAAGGAGGAUGAUGGAAAACAAUCUGACUAUGACAGAAUCAUUUACUUUGGAUGAGAAAGGGGAUGAUGAGACUGGGCAGGAGGAAGAGAAAAUAUUCCCUGCUGGCUCCAAUUCUUCUCAGACGAAACUUAACCUUGGAGUCACCAUAUUGGCAUCAAGGUUUGCAGCAAAUACUAGGAGGGGAGCUCAAAAGAUAAAGGAUGUUGAUUUGCCAAAAUUACAAAAACCCGAAGAACCUGACUUUUCUACUGAGCCUGAUGAUGACUGAUUGUUUGCAUUGUGAUAGGAGUAUAUGUUGCUUGAGCUUCUCUACUUGGGGUCAGACAUAUUUCGGUAUAAUAGCAGAUUCAGAAUCUUGUUGAUGGGAUCGGGAAUCCCGGAUCUUGAACAGAUGUGGAUGGAAACCUUUCUGACGUGCAGGAGAAGGUUGUGUUGUGCACUACCUGUAUACUAUUUGCUAUCUAUUAGUGGGGUUUCAUCAAAUGCUAGCUGAGUCUAACCCAUGAGCCUUGGAAAAUACUGAGAUAUUAGCAAAUUGAUUUGAUGUAAAAGGUUGGCGAUCAUUCUGAUUCUCUUAUAAUAUUUACUCAUAAAGUGCAUUUGGCAAGAAGAUUGGCCUAAGGUCGAA
This is a messenger RNA of Theobroma cacao (cacao), 2978 nucleotides long. RefSeq names its product cyclic nucleotide-gated channel 17 (gene CNGC17). Gene Ontology annotation, cellular component: membrane. Gene Ontology annotation, biological process: transmembrane transport; potassium ion transport. Gene Ontology annotation, molecular function: voltage-gated potassium channel activity. NCBI's taxonomy places the organism in Eukaryota, Viridiplantae, Streptophyta, Magnoliopsida, Malvales, Malvaceae. The record is from RefSeq and is a predicted model, not a curated record.